This is a messenger RNA of Cryptococcus amylolentus CBS 6039, 996 nucleotides long. RefSeq lists its product as hypothetical. Lineage: Eukaryota; Fungi; Basidiomycota; Tremellomycetes; Tremellales; Cryptococcaceae. Gene Ontology annotation, biological process: post-chaperonin tubulin folding pathway; tubulin complex assembly. The record is from RefSeq and is a predicted model, not a curated record. Bases 1 to 996 code for a protein of 331 amino acids. Gene Ontology annotation, cellular component: cytoplasm. The transcript has 5 exons.
AUGGCCACGAACGAGCAAGGCGUUGUAUCAACAACGGCUUCGGCAGACUUGCAUACCCACUUCCAUGCGCAAAAGCAAGAUAUCCUGCAAGCUUGCGAAACACCAGGAGCUUCACUCUCCCAUAUCGCAAGAUUGAUCCAAGAUCUUCGCAAAUUAGUAGACUCCUACGGCGAAGGACUACCGAAAUAUGACAGGGGGCGGUACACCGAGGAGCUGAAUGGACUGGAUACCAAACUAUCUACCCUCAGGACGAAAGACAAACCGAAGAGCCGGUUUGUGUUCGCCAAAAGCAAGAAACCCCUUCCAGCAAAAGCUACCCCUCCAAGCCCUACUGUUGUCGCUGGUCCGUCGAGAGAUAGGGAAGAGGCAAGUCCCAGUGUUGAACGGUCUCCGAUCAAUACACAUACAAUCGAGGGCCGCUUCAACGCACUGGUUCGACCAGAGCUAGCCCCCGGCACUGGGACCUACACCCUUUCUCUAUCAUCCAUGUCCCACUGCCUGAUCGACCUGCGUCCUUGCAAAUCGCCAUCGUCUACGGACCCAAGUCAGUCGGCACUACCGGUAUUGACGACUUUGCAUGCCAAAAAGUUGACCAGAUGCGUCUUGUUGGCCCCCUUACUGCCGGGCAGUGCUAUGUUGUCCGACUUGGACAAUUGCCUAGUUGUUGUUGGUGCUCAACAGUUUCGAAUGCAUUCCUCUACAAAGACAAAAGUCUUGCUGAACGUUGCGAGUCUGCCCGUGAUAGAACACAGCCAAAACUUGACGUUCGGACCCUAUCCAAAUCUGCUCCUGCCUCAGACUCCUGACUAUGUCAGCAAGCAUACGGUGGUGCAAGAUUUUGACUGGGUUCGAGGAGGUCAGUCGCCGAACUGGAGUUUGCUGGCGAAGGAUGAUGUGCCGGAAGAUCUGCUAGUACAGCUCUCAGAGCAGCUAGAUGGGGGCAUGGACGAUCAACCGAGCGUAGACAUCUGGAUAGAUCGCUUGCUUGUAAAGUAG